Rotaria sp. Silwood1 is the source of this 7212-nucleotide messenger RNA. The record is from the annotation of a GenBank genome assembly. Lineage: Eukaryota; Metazoa; Rotifera; Eurotatoria; Philodinida; Philodinidae.
AUGGCAUGGCGUGUUUUAUUAACUGCAUUAAAUCGAAUUGAAAAUUCUGAUGGUCAAGCACAUGUUAUUGAUCCAAAAGCAAUAUCAAAAGACGAUCUUUAUGGAUAUAUGGAUCAAAAUACACGUGAAUGGACAGAUGGAUUAUUUACACAUAUUUUACGUAAAAUAAUUGAUAAUGUACGUGGUGAAUUAUCUAAACGUCAAUGGAUUAUAUUUGAUGGUGAUGUUGAUCCUGAAUGGGUUGAAAAUUUAAAUUCAGUUCUUGAUGAUAAUAAAUUAUUAACAUUACCUAAUGGUGAACGUCUUGCAUUACCAGCCAAUGUUCGAGUUAUGUUUGAAGUUCAAGAUUUACGUCAUGCAACAUUAGCUACAGUAUCUCGUACGGGUAUGGUUUGGUUUAAUCAACAAACAGUUACAUCAGUUAUGUUACUUCAAUAUUAUUUAAAUCGUAUUCGACAAGAAUCUGUUUUUGAUAUUAUCAAUCAAGAUGAUCCAAAUAGUAAAGAUAAUGUUAUACAAUCAUCAGAAGAAAAUAAAACAAGUAUAUUAGAAAUACAAAAUCAUCUAGCUGAUUUAUUAGAACCUUAUUGUGAUAAAGAACAUGGAUUGAUUCUUGAUACAUUAGAAUUUGCACAAGAAAAACAAGUACAUAUUAUGGAUUUUUUACCAUCUAGAUGUUUACAAACACUCUUUUCGAUGCUCAAUCAUAUUAUACGAACAAUUAUUAAACGACAAUUAUUUUCUACUGAUCGAGCAACACCAUUGAAUGAAAAACAAAUUGAACAAUAUCUUAUUAAAUCAUUAAUUAUUUCAAUGAUUUGGUCAUUUUCAGGUGAUGGUAAAUUAAAAUAUCGACAACAAUUAGGUGAAUUUAUUAUGAAUACAAUUAAAAAUCAUAAUAUAUCAUCACCAGUUGAUAAAAGUUUACCUAUCAUUGAUUUUGAAGUUAAUUCUGAAGGUGAAUGGGAAUCUUGGCUGUUAAAAGUUCCAUCAGUCGAGCUCGAAGGAAGUAAAGUUGAUGCAAGUGAUUUAGUUAUACCUACUAUAGAUACGAUUCGACAUGAAACUCUUCUUUAUACAUGGCUUAAUGAACAUAAACCUCUUCUUCUUUGUGGUCCACCUGGAAGUGGUAAAACAAUGACUUUAUUCAGUGCACUUCGUUCAUUACCAGCUUGUGAAGUUGUUGGUUUAAACUUUUCUUCUGCUACAACACCUGAAUUAAUUCUAAAAACAUUUGCACAUUAUUGUGAAUAUAAAAAAACGGCAACAUCUGGUGUUGUUCUUGCUCCAAGUCAAUUAGGCAAAUGGAUCAUUGUAUUUUGCGAUGAAAUUAAUUUACCUGAUGAAGAUAAAUAUGGUACACAAAGAGUUAUUGCAUUUUUAAGACAAUGUAUUGAACAUGGAGGAUUUUAUCGUACAUCAGAUCAUACAUGGAUACAUUUAGAAAGAAUUCAAUUUGUUGGUGCUUGUAAUCCACCAACUGAUCCUGGAAGAAAACCAUUAUCACAUAGAUUUUUACGUCAUUGUCCAUUAAUUUAUGUGGACUAUCCCGGUGAAGUAUCAUUAAAACAAAUCUAUGGUACAUUCAAUAGAGCAAUGUUAAAGAAAUUUAAUAAUAUUAAAUCAUAUAGUGAUGCAUUAACAAAUGCUAUGGAACAAUUUACAGUUGAUCAACAACCACAUUAUGUUUAUUCACCACGAGAAAUGACACGAUGGGUUCGAGGUAUCAAUGAAGCAACUCGUAAUGUACAAGAUUUAAGUGCAGAAGAAUUGGUUCGAUUAUGGGCACAUGAAGGUUUACGUUUAUUUCAUGAUCGAUUGAUCUAUGAUUAUGAACGUCAAUGGACAGAAAAAGCAAUUGAUGAUACAGCUGCUAGACAUUUUGGCAAUGUUAAUUUGAAUAUUGCAUUAAAACGACCUAUUUUAUUUAGUGAUUGGCUUGCUGGACAUUAUACAUCAAUUGAUGAAGAUGAUUUACGACAAUAUAUUCAAGAACGAUUGAAAACUUAUUAUGAAGAAGAAGUAGGAAUUCAAUUAGUACUAUUUAAUCAAGUACUUGAUCAAGUAUUAAGAAUUGAUCGAGUAUUUCGACAACCACAAGGUCAUUUAUUACUUAUUGGUUUAUCAGGUACAGGUAAAGCAACUCUAUGUCGAUUUGUUUCAUGGCUUAAUCAAAUCGAUUUUGUUCAACUAAAAGUACAUAAUAAAUAUACUGCCGCUGAUUUUGAUGAUGAUUUACGUCAUUUAUUACGUCGUUCAGGUUGUAAAGGAGAUAAAAUUGUUUUUCUACUUGAUGAAUCAAAUGUAAUGGAUAGUAGUUUUCUGGAACGAAUGAAUACUUUAUUAGCUAAUGGCGAAGUACCUGGUUUAUUUGAAGGUGAUGAAUAUUCAGCAUUAUUAACUUUAUGCAAAGAAGGUGCACAAAAACAAGGUCUAAUGUUAGAUUCCAAUGAUGAAUUAUAUAAAUGGUUUACUAUACAAGUCAUGAGAAAUCUUCAUGUUGUUUUUACAAUGAAUCCAAGUGCAAAUGGUUUACGUGAUCGAGCAUCAACAUCACCUGCUUUAUUUAAUCGUUGUGUACUUGAUUGGCUGGGUGAUUGGUCUUUGGAUGCAUAUUAUCAUGUUGCUAGUGAAUUAACUCAAAAAGUUGAUAUGCAAAAAGCUGAUUAUAUUGCUCCAAAAGCAUUAUCUCGUCUAGUAGCAAGUUUACCAAUGGAACCAACUUAUCGUGAUGUAAUUAAUAAUGCAUUUGUUUUUGUUCAUCAAUCAUUACAUAAAUUAAAUGAUAUAUUACGUAAAAAAGGUUCAACAAAUAAAACAAUUAUUAAAAUAACAGCAGAAAAACGAACUGAAAUUGAAGACACUCGUCAACAUUUAAUGGUUGGUCUUGCAAAAAUUCAUGAAACUGUCAUUCAAGUUGAACAAUUACAAACAUCAUUAGCACAUAAACGAAAAGAAUUAAAUGAUAAAAAUGAAGAAGCUAAUAUGAAAUUAAAACAAAUGGUUCAUGAUCAACAAGAAGCUGAAAAGAAACGUAUUAGUUCUCAAGAAUUACAAAUUGUUUUAACUCAACAACAAGAACAAAUAGUUGAAAAACGAAAAACUGUUAUGGAAGAUUUAGAUAAAGUUGAACCAGCUGUUCAAGAAGCUCAACAAGCUGUUAAAUCAAUUAAAAAACAAAACUUAGUUGAAAUAAAAAAUUUAAAUAAUCCACCGCAAGGUGUUAAAUUAACACUUGAAUCCAUAUGUUUAUUACUUGGUGAAGAAACAGCCGAUUGGAAAUCGAUUCGUAGUAUAAUCAUGCGUGACAAUUUCAUUUCAACUAUAGUUAAUUUCAAUACUGAUGAUAUUACACCAGCUAUUGCAAAUAAAAUGAAAACAAAAUAUCUUAGUAAUCCUGAUUAUUCAUAUGAUAAAGUAAAUCGUGCAUCAGUUGCAUGUGGUCCAUUAGUUAAAUGGGCAACAGCACAAUUAAUAUAUGCUGAUAUGUUAAGUAAAGUUGAACCAUUAAGAAAUGAAUUAAAAAAUUUAGAAAAAGAAGCUGAAAAAAAAGUUACUGAAAUGCAACAAACAAAUGAUUUAAUAACAACACUUGAAACAAGUAUUGCAAGAUAUAAAACAGAAUAUGCUGAUUUAAUAUCAGCUGCACAAGCAAUUAAAAUUGAUUUAUCACAUGUUGAAUCUAAAGUUGAACGAUCAAUUGCAUUAAUUAAAAAUUUAAGUUUAGAAAAAAUGCGUUGGGAAACAACAAGUGAAAAUUAUCAAACACAAUUAGCAACAUUGAUUGGUGAUGGAUUUUUAAUUUCAACAUUUUUAGCUUAUACUGGUUAUUUUGAUCAAAUGACAAGACAAAUACUUUUUCAACAAUGGCAAAAUCAUUUCAAUCAAGCUAAAAUACCAUAUAAACAUGAUUUAGCUCGUGUUGAAUAUGUAUCGAAUGCUGAUGAAAGACUUCGAUGGGAAAUGAAUAUGUUACCAAGUGAUGAUUUAUGUCGAGAAAAUGCUGUUAUGCUAAAACGUUUUACUCGUUAUCCAUUGAUUAUUGAUCCGAGUGGUCAAGCUUUAGAAUUUCUUCAUCGAGAAUAUCAAGAGAAAAAUAUUGUUCAAACAAGUUUUAUGGAUGGAAAUUUUCGUAAACAAUUAGAAAGUGCACUUCGUUUUGGUACAACAUUAUUUAUACAUGAUGCUGAAAAUUUUGAUCCAUUAAUUAAUCCUGUUCUUAAUCGUGAUCUUCGACGAACGUCUGGACGUGUUCUUAUAACAAUUGGUGAUAAAGAUAUUGAUUUUUCACCAACAUUUCGAAUGUUUCUAUUUACACGUGAUUCUGAUGCGGAAUUUGGACCUGAUAUAUGUUCACGUGUAACAUUUGUGAAUUUUACAGUAACUCGAUCAAGUUUACAAUCUCAAUGUUUAUAUAAAAUCUUACGAUCUGAACGUCCAGAUAUUGAUGCCAAACGAUCUGAUCUAAUGAAAUUACAAGGAGAAUUCGUAGCAAAAUUACGUCAUUUAGAAGAUAAUUUACUUAAAGUAUUAAAUGAAUCUGAAGGAACUAUACUUGAUAAUGAUAAAGUAAUUUCAACAUUGGAAAAAAUUAAAACUGAAGCAUCAGAAAUAAUGAAAAAAGUUGAAGAAACUGAUGUUAUCUUAAAUGAAGUGGAAAAAGUAUCACAAGAAUAUUUACCAAUGGGUAAAGCAUGUAGUAGUAUUUUCUUUACAUUAUCAUCAUUAUCAACAAUUCAUUUUCUUUAUCAAUAUUCAUUAAGAUUUUUUAUGGAAAUAUUUGAACAUAUACUUUAUCAUAAUAAACGUCUUGAAUCUAUAAUUGAUCCAGUGCAACGAUUAGAUAUAAUAUUAAAAAGUUUAUUUGAAACAAUAUUUAUUCGUGUUUCACGUGGAAUGUUACAUCGUGAUCGAAUAACAUUAGCUGUACAAUUAACAAGAAUAUAUUUAAAAAAUAUUAUUGGUAAUCAUAUGACAUUUGAAAAUGAAUUUUUUGAAAUGGCUCAAGCAUUAGAAGAAAAUUCUGAAAUGAUUCAUAUUCAAAAUAAAUUAUCUGAUCUACAAAAACGUGCAUUAUCACAUUUGACAACAAAUAUUCCAUCGUUUAAAAAUCUCGAACGACAUAUUACAACAAAUUCUGAUGCAUUUGAUAUAUGGUUAAAUAGUAAUGAUAUAACAACACAAGUUCCUGUUGUUUGGGAAAACAAUAAUAAUGAAAUGAAUAACAUAGCUACUGCUGUUUAUGCAAUGUUAUUAACUCGUGCUGUUCGACCUGAUCGUUUAAUAAUUGCAGCAAAAUCUUUUGUUGAAAGUGUUUUCGGAUCUGAAUUUAUUCAGAAAGCAGAUGCACUUUUGACUUUAGAACAAAUUAUCAAUGAAGAAAUUCAAGGUCUAACACCUAUUCUACUUUGUUCUGUACCUGGUCAUGAUGCAUCGAAUCGUGUUGAAGAAUUAGCAACAAAUCUAAAUAAAAAUUUAACUUCUAUUGCUAUUGGAUCUGCUGAAGGUUUUUCACUUGCUGAACAAGCUAUUAAUACAGCCACUAAACAAGGCAAUUGGAUUCUUUUAAAAAAUGUUCAUUUAGCACCUCAAUGGCUUAAAGAAUUAGAAAAAAAAUUACAUUCAUUGAAACCUCACGAGUCAUUUCGUUUGUUUUUAUCAACAGAAAUUCAUCCAAAACUUCCAACAAGUUUAUUACGUAUGGGUUUAUGUUUAGUAUUUGAACCAGCCACUGGCGUUCGUGCAAGUUUGAUGCGAACAUUAAAUGAAUUUUCUGAAAAUCGUAUGGAACGAAUACCACAUAUACGAGCAAAAGCUUAUUUUCGACUUGCAUGGCUUCAUGCACUUGUUACAGAACGUUUACGUUAUACACCAUUAGGUUGGUCAAAACAUUAUGAAAUUAAUGAGAGUGAUCUUCGUUUUGCUUGUGAUUGUAUUGAUCAAUGGAUUAAUAAUGAAGGACAUGAUAAUAUUGCUUGGGAUGCUCUUCAAUAUUUAAUUGCAUCAUGUAUCUAUGGUGGACGACUUGAUAAUCGUUUUGAUCAACAUCUUUUAGCUGCAUUUGUUACUAAAUUAUUUUGUCAAGAAAGUUUAAAUACUUCAUAUCCAUUAAUUAAAGAUGAUUUUUCUUCAUUAUUAAUAUCAAUGCCUCAAGAUACAACAAAAAAUAAAUAUAUCGAAUGGAUUAAACACUUGCCAUCGAAUGAAAAAACAACAUGGCUUGGUUUACCUGAUAAUGCUGAGAAAGUACUAUUGAUUAGUCAAGGUAGUAAGUUUGCAAUUGAUCUUUUAAAAUGUGAUCAAGGUGAUGAAAGUACACUUACGAUUGAUUUUGAUGUUGGUGAACAUAAAGAAGAAGAUGCUAGUACUGGACGUCCAGCAUGGAUGAUACAUGUACAACAUACAACAGAUAUUUGGCUUAAAUCUUUACCAAAAAUAUUACCUUCAAUGAAACGUACAUCAGAAAAUAUAAAAGAUCCAUUAUUUCGAUGUGUUGAACGUGAAGUUAAUUUUGCUGCUAAUUUUCUACGUUUAGUACGUCAAGAUCUUGCUGAUGUACAAUCUGUAUGUGAUGGAAGUAAAAAACAAACUAAUGAUACACGUGAUUUACUUAAUAAUUUAUCUAAAGGUAUAACACCAUUAACAUGGAAAAAAUAUCGUGUUCCACCACGUAUUAGUGCUAUGCAAUGGAUGUCGGAUUUUGUAGCACGUUUGAAACAACUUGAAAAAUUAGUAACAUUAACAAUAACUGAAGGUGUUCAAUCAUUACGUUAUGUACAAAUGUGGCUUGGUGGAUUAUUUACACCAGAAGCUUAUCUUACAGCAACACGUCAAUGUGCAGCUCAAUCAUUACAUGUUUCAUUGGAAGAACUUGUUAUGCAUGUCAAAAUGCUUGAUCAACCGUCACAAGUAGAUUCGAAUAAAGAAAAUGUUUUUCUUGUUACUGGUUUGAAAUUACAAGGUGCUUUAUGUCGUAAUAAUGCAUUGUUUUAUUCAAAUUCAAUUAUGGAUGAUAUUCCUCUUUUGACAAUUGAAUGGAAAAUAUCAUCACAAAAAACGAAUGAUCAACAAGAAGUAACUCUUCCAGUUUAUGGUAAUGGUCUUCGAACAGAAUUACUCUGUACCAUUAAUGUUAAAUCUGGUCAAACGAAUACUUCGGAAUAUAAUUUCUAUGAACGAGGUGUGGCUGUAUUGGCUUCAUUACUUGAAUAA